AUGGGCCCACGUCCCAAACGUCGGCGUCUGACCGAUCCCACAGAGGACCUGGACGACCAGGAAAUAUGUCAGCCUGCGAGUCAGCUAGAGAAAGACCGAUGGAAUGGAUUCUGUGAGAUUGAAUCCGAGCCAGCUUUAUUCAAUGUGAUGCUCCGCGACUUCGGAGUGAAAGGCGUCAAGAUCCAGGAAGUAGUAUCUCUGGAUGAAGAAAUGAUGGCCUUCCUCGACAAACCUGUUCUCGGUUUAAUCUUUCUGUUCCGCUGGCGAGAGGAUGAUGCCGAGAAGCAGGAGGCGACUUGCCCGGAUGGCAUCUGGUUUGCAAAUCAAACCGCUAGCAAUGCUUGUGCUAGUGUGGCACUGCUGAACAUUGUCAACAACAUUCCGAACAUCGAUCUCGGGGAGAAUCUCCGCCACUUCAAGGAUUUUACUAUGCAGUUCACCCCAGCACUACGGGGUAAUGCGAUUGACAACUUCGAGUUUGUCAAACGAGUACAUAAUUCAUUUGCGCGGAAGAUGGACAUCUUAAAUUCAGAUCUACAGCUCCAAUGGGACACUAAGUCGAAGAAAAAGCGCUCCAACGGUCAAGAUGAGAAUGAUUCCGAUUCGGGCUUCCACUUCAUUGCAUUUAUGCCCGCAAUGGGGCAAGUCUGGAAAUUCGAUGGUCUUGAACGGCAGCCCCAGUCUCUAGGUGAAUGCUCCGAUAGCGAUGACUGGCUGAGACUAGCACGGCCCAACAUUCUUGAUCGAAUGGCCGCCUACGAAGAGGAGCAGAUUGAAUUUUCGAUACUGGGAUUAGUUCGUGAUCCCUUACCGGAUCUCAUCCAGCAACUUGCAGUCAAUGUGAGGAGCCUAAAAGUCGUUCAUGACCGGCUUACAUCCCAUGCAGGUCCCACGGCACAGGUCGAGGCCGCGCGGACGAGCGCGAGCUCUGGGCUAGAGGAGACGGUGACCGGUCCGGAGCCAUCCUUUGGACUCACGCGCAUGGCUAUUGACGAGGCGAUGAUCACCAAGGCGUCGGAUCAGGCGUAUCGCACCUGUUCCCCGACAGAACUCCAAUCGCACCAAGAGGACCUUCGGCAGGCGCAGCGCGAAUUGCGCGAACGUAUUCGGGAAGCCCAACAAACGCAACGCGCCGACGAUGAUCAUGCGACCGGGCGGCGGUACGAUUAUGGGCCGGCCAUCCGGACGUGGUUGCGCUUCCUGGCGCGCAAGCAGUUGUUGGCAGAACUGCUUCAAUGA
Messenger RNA from Penicillium macrosclerotiorum, 1239 nucleotides. RefSeq names its product ubiquitin C-terminal hydrolase 37. Gene Ontology annotation, biological process: ubiquitin-dependent protein catabolic process; protein deubiquitination. The coding region runs from base 1 to 1239 and encodes 412 amino acids. The record is from RefSeq and is a predicted model, not a curated record. Lineage: Eukaryota; Fungi; Ascomycota; Eurotiomycetes; Eurotiales; Aspergillaceae. The transcript is spliced from 6 exons. Gene Ontology annotation, cellular component: cytoplasm. Gene Ontology annotation, molecular function: cysteine-type deubiquitinase activity.